AUGAGCAGAGCGAGGAGUUGGAUUAGGAUCCAUAGGUCCCGAAAGGAGGGGAGAGAUCAAAACGAGGGGAGAGAAACUGACAAGGAGAAAAGCAUUCCAGGAACAACUCUCAAUGACAGACGUCAGGAGGAGCUGCACUGGAUAAGAUGGGCUCAAUCGCUCAAGUAUCAGGAGGAUAUUGAGGAAUUGAAAGCCGGACGACAAGUCACCAUGGAGAGUAAACUGGCUCCAUUGAGCCCAGAGUGGGACGAGAAGGAUCAAGUGAUGCGAGUGGGAGGUCGUCUUCAUUACGCCCCAUUGCCGGAGGAAACUAAGCAUCCCAUCAUCUUGCCUGCUCACAACCGAUUUGUGGAUAAGUUAGUUCUGUACUACCACCAGAUUAACCUACACACAGGACCAGCACAAACCCUGGCUUUCUUGAGAAACAAGUACUGGCUUAUUCAUGGGAGACAGGAAGUGAGACGCAUUCUUCACAAGUGCAAGGCUUGUAAGGAUCCAGAGGAGAUUGAGCAAAAGAUGGCGCCGCUGCCUGUGGAAAGAGUGAGCAUGAGUCUUCCUUUCACGCACAUAGGAUUAGACUAUGCAGGACCUUUAUACGUAAAGAUGUCCAGAGAUGAGACAACGAAGGCUUACAUUCUGAUCUUCACGUGUAUGGUGACUAGAGGAGUGCACCUGGAACUCACACCAGAUCUUACUACAGAAGAGUUCAUGGCUGGGCUGCAGCGCAUGAUGAAUCGCAAAGGGAAAUGUGUAUUCAUUCUCUCUGACAACGCAAAGACAUUCAAAAAGGCAGACACCUUGCUGAGGAUUCUUUACAAACAGAAGAAUGGAAAGAACAAGCUUAAUGAGGAGAUAACAGGAAAGGGAAUAACAUGGCGUUUUAUCACGGAGAGAGCCCCAUGGCACGGAGGAUUCUAUGAGAGACUCGUGCAAAGCGUCAAGAAACCACUGAGGAGAGUGCUUGGGAAAGCACACCUGACAUACCUUGAGAUGCAGACUGUACUCUCGGACAUCGAAGCACAACUGAAUUCUAGACCCCUGACUAGUGUCUCUGCAGACAAAGAGGAUUGGUCGCCUAUCACUCCAGGACACCUGAUGAUUGGCCGGAGCCUACAAGUUCUGCCUGAUGCCUCAUUGGCAGGCCAUACUACCGUCGCAGUGAGCAAGAGAUGGGCCUAUAAUCAGCACCUGUCAAGGAUCUUUUGGAAUCGAUGGACGAAGGAGUAUUUGACUGAGCUGAACCAACUGAGGAAGUGGACUGAGGUUCGAGAUAACCUUCAUGAGGGAGACGUUGUUCUAGUCGCUGAGGACAACACCAGGAAGCUGGAUUGGAAGCUUGGAAGAGUGGAGGAGAUCUUUCCAGGACGAGACGGUCUUGUGCGCUCAGUACUGGUGAAGACGAAAUCGGGAUUGAUGAGACGUCCAGUACAGAAGCUGAGGCUAUUGGAGACCACCAUUGUGCCAGAGGAUGUUGAAAGCGAUUCAGAUCCAGAUUAG
Lineus longissimus is the source of this 1497-nucleotide messenger RNA. RefSeq lists its product as uncharacterized. The transcript has a single exon. Gene Ontology annotation, molecular function: nucleic acid binding. Gene Ontology annotation, biological process: DNA integration. Bases 1 to 1497 code for a protein of 498 amino acids. The record is from RefSeq and is a predicted model, not a curated record. Lineage: Eukaryota; Metazoa; Nemertea; Pilidiophora; Heteronemertea; Lineidae.